UUGGCUUUGAGAAGUAGGCCCGUUUUGGUUCGCUUGGAAGCCUUCCCAUUCCUCUGAUGCUGGAAGCAGGCAAGUCAGGGUAGUCGGCAGUUGCCUUCUCCUUCAGUUUAGGCCUGAGCUGAGCAUGCUCCUUGACUGGCAGUGAAUCCAAGUCCCUAGGCUGUUCCCGAAGGAUAGUGGCCAAAGUUAGGGCCGAGGGUAGGGAUAAGGGUGAUUUAGGACAUGUCACUCUUCGGCACCAGGAGGGCACAAAUCAGGACCCUGGGUAACCUUUUAGGAGCCUGCGGUUUCAGCCGGGUCUACUGGGGCUGCUCUCCUCGAACGGGAGCUCGAAAGUUGCAUCUUCAAGGAAUGGAAGGCCACAGAGAGGACGUUCUGCUUUCGGGAUGGCGGACGCGGAUACCAGAAGAGCCCCGGAUCGUAGCACUCCUUCACCUCCUUCCUGUUUGCUUUGCCUCGCCCCGCAGCAGCUCCAUCCCUCCCCGCUUCUCCCUGUCUCAUACUCUAAGCCCUGAAGUCCACUUGGGAUUCUCGGACAAUGUCCCUAUGAGAACGCAGGCGCUGACUCCGAAAUUCCGAAAGCCCCGCGCGCCGCCGCGCCCGGAAGCCCGCACCUUUGCGCCUCGCGCAGCGCACCUAGGCACACCCCAGGGCUGCGGCCGGGAAACAGCCUCGGGCCUCCCCAGAGGCAGAAGCGAAGGCUAGGGGACCGACGCGGCUGGGCCGGCCCUGGCUUCCUCCUCAGCUGGGCUUUUCCGAAGGAGGGAGGGAGAUAAAGAGGCAGCAGCAGGCAGGAGCUGGGCGGAGUGUCCCUGGGCCCCCUCCUCCCAGGGAUGGGCGGGGGCGCUAUUCCCUGCCGCUCCUCGAGGCAACAGCAUCACUUUGCUGGGAGUCUUCCCAGCUAGAGAGCCGGGCCGGCGGCGGUGGCGGCGGGAGAAAGCGAGCCGAGAGGUGGAAGGGAAAAAGGUGGGUGGAAGGAAGAAGGAGAAGGAGGAAGGAAGGAAGAGAGGAAGGGCCGGCGAGAGAUAGAGGGAAGCGGCAGUUUCUUCCCCCUAUUGCCUGUCCCACUUUCUUCCUCCCCAGCCGAGUUUGUCCCCUUGGUCAGGAGCCGGGGAGCACUGGGCUGAGCUGCUCCAGCCCAAGCCCGAUCCGGAGCAGGAGCAGGAGCAGGAACUGAGGAGAAGCUCGGCUUCGCUCGCUCGGAUCGGUUUCACCGGCUGGGCUGGGCUGGGCUGGGCUGGGCUGGGCUGGGCUGGGCAAGGCUGCUGGACGCUCCUGACUGCCGGGAGAGGAGUGAGCCCGAGCGGGGACAGGAGCGGGCGCCGCUUGAGCUCUGGCAAGAGGAGACCCAGUUGCCGAGGACAGAUCCUUGAGUCCCCCUGAGCUGGAGGCGCCGGCUGCUCUGGGACUUCCCCGCUGGCUGCUGCCGCCGCCGCCGCCUCUACGGCUGCUCCUGACUACCACGGCUCGGUCAGGUGGUGCCGGGAGGAAGCGGCUGCCAGGACGAUGAGGGAGGAGUGCACAAUGAGCUCACGAGAGACUUUCUCCAAGUGAGACGGCCGCCUUCCAGACUGCCUCCAGCGUGAGAAUUAUGAGGCUGGUAUUCAUGUUCGCCUGCAUCGUGCUGUUUGGGACAGCAGGACUUGUGAUCUUCAUACACCUGCAAGAUCCAGUGGAAAUCAUCCCUCAGCAGACACCAGGAGUAAAGUAUAAUGCUCAGCGCCACCGAAACGACUGCCCCCCGGGCGGCAGCCAGGCCGGCAGAGUGACGGGCCACAAGUCGGGAGCCCUGGCGAAGGUCCCUCCCCUGGGCUCGCGGGGCCCGGGGGCUCGGAGCCGGGAGCAGCCGCUGGACAGCCUGGCGCUCCUGGUGGGAGAGCAGGCGAAGCCCGGGCCGGAGGGAGGCCGAGGCCAGCCCCGGCAGCGCCGCCGGAGGCUUCUCAUCAAGAAGACGCCCAUCGUCAUCGCUCUCAACAGCUCCGCCGUCACGCUGGCUCAGCUGCGCCCCCAGGAGGCCGGGGCCGCCGAGGGCCGCUGGCAGCGCCUCUACCGGGUGCAGCGGGAGCGCAAGAAGACCAUGCGGGACACGUGCGCCAAGUACAAGAGCGGCGGCCGCAGGGCCGUCACCCCCUACCACGUGUCCCGCAUCUUUGUGGAGGACAAGUACCGCGUGCUGUACUGCGAGGUGCCCAAGGCCGGCUGCUCCAACUGGAAGCGCGUGCUCAUGGUCCUCGGCGGGCUGGCCUCCGCCACCAGGGACAUCCAGCACAACACCGUGCACUACGGCAACACCCUCAAGAGGCUGGACGCCUUCGACCGCCAGGGCAUCUCGCACCGGCUCAGCACCUACACCAAGAUGCUCUUCGUCCGCGAGCCCUUCGAGAGGCUGGUCUCGGCCUUCCGGGACAAGUUCGAGCACCCCAACAGCUACUACCACCCGGUUUUCGGCAAGGCCAUCCUGGCCCGCUACCGCGAGAACGCCACGCGGGAGGCGCUGCGCACGGGCUCGGGCGUCAGGUUCUCCGAGUUCAGCCAGUACCUGCUGGACGUGCACCGGCCCGUGGGCAUGGACAUUCACUGGGACCACGUGAACAGGCUCUGCAGCCCGUGCCUCAUCGACUACGACUUCGUGGGCAAGUUCGAGAGCAUGGAGGAGGACGCCAACUUCUUCCUGCGCCUCGUGGGGGCGCCCCGCAACCUCACCUUCCCCAGCUUCAAGGACAGGCACUCGGACGAGGAGCGGACCACCACGAGCAUCGCCCGCCGCUACUUCGCCCAGCUGUCGCCGCUGCAGAGGCAGCGCACCUAUGACUUCUACUACAUGGACUACCUGAUGUUCAACUACUCCAAGCCCUUCGAUGACCUGUAUUGAGAGCCGCGGCGGGGGCGGGGCGCAGUGGGGCGGGGCCGGGGGCGGGGCCGCCGCCGCCGGACCCUGUUUCCGGCUCUGGGAGCACGCGUUCCCAGAGAAAGGCCAGAUUGUGGGCGGCCAUCCUCAGCUGCGGCCGAGGGAGGGCCGCAGCGGGCUUUGCGAGUGGGCAGGGACCCAAUCCUGUGUCUAUGUAAGGCCUCCUCCCGGCUGAGUCUCAGCCAGGUCCUGUCACCGUGUAAGCGCCGUCAGUCCCACAAGAUAGCCCCUGCCCAUCCCUACUCACAGUACCAGGCCACACAUCAGGCUCUGCCCAAGUUCCAUCAGCACCGCACCAGACACCCACCAAUCAGGAGCACAUGUAGAAGCACCAGCUUCUUCAGAAAAUCCCACCCAACCGUCCGGACACAGAAGCACUGUUGGUCUCACAGCAAACAGUUCUAGAUACGGCAAAAGGAUCCUGACAACAUCCUGGGCAAUGAGGAGCUUUCAGUCAAGCAUCCCCACGCAGCUUUCAGAGAUCGCCUCUUUCCCUGCCCAAUUAACAUGAACAGUCCUGAGAUUUGCAGGCCCCGCCCAAAGAAUCGCAGCCAGAGAGUUUUGAGAAACUAGAUUCUAGAGCUGAGGUGAGGGGUUCACCUAUCACCACCCCCCAGCAGCCACACACCCUAGGAAUUACUCAACCACAGACUUAACCCAAAACUUCCCGCAAUGCCUGGCACAUGGAAUUCACUUAAUAAAUGCUAAUUGACGGAC
Messenger RNA from Sarcophilus harrisii (Tasmanian devil), 3625 nucleotides. It is a transcript of the gene CHST8, whose product is annotated as carbohydrate sulfotransferase 8. Gene Ontology annotation, molecular function: sulfotransferase activity. Gene Ontology annotation, cellular component: membrane. Gene Ontology annotation, biological process: carbohydrate biosynthetic process; proteoglycan biosynthetic process. The coding region runs from base 1592 to 2872 and encodes 426 amino acids. The record is from RefSeq and is a predicted model, not a curated record. NCBI's taxonomy places the organism in Eukaryota, Metazoa, Chordata, Mammalia, Dasyuromorphia, Dasyuridae. The transcript is spliced from 5 exons.